Molecule: messenger RNA, 2004 nt
Organism: Annulohypoxylon maeteangense
Lineage: Eukaryota; Fungi; Ascomycota; Sordariomycetes; Xylariales; Hypoxylaceae
Product: ras-domain-containing protein
Exons: 3
Coding region: 389-1258 (289 amino acids)
Biological process (GO): small GTPase-mediated signal transduction
Molecular function (GO): GTPase activity; GTP binding
Source: RefSeq, a predicted model, not a curated record
AACCCAACUAACCAACCAGCACAAUUCACUGAGCCUCAGACGCCCACAUUUUCCCUGAACUUCAAUGCUGCUGGUUUGUUUUAACAAAUCCAUUCUUACCUAUUUUCAACAAUUUCGUCGAACACGAACCUUGACGAAAAAGUUUCACCUUUAAUUCCCAUCCACAUUUCCGCAUUCCAUUCCUCAAAUCUUUAUCACUAUCGUCCCAUUCCGAGACCACUUAUCCUAAUCCUACUAUCUACAUUUCUUUCCUUUCAAUCCUAAUCUCGACGGUGAAGUAAAUUAAGACACAACUUGGAAUUGCCCCGUUACUCUUUUUAUCCUAUUGGCAAAAAUUCCGAUCGAGCCACUUUACACGAGUUCCUUACCAACCGCGACACGCCUAAUAAUGGCAUCUCGCAAUUCUUACUUUGGCGGUGGAGGUCAAGCCACGAGUGAGAAGAACGACAGUGGUGUUCAGCGACGUGGAACAGGCAAGGAGCGUAACACACGAUCAAGCGAGGGAACCGUCAGCACAGUUAUGAGCGCGUCUACGGGCAGAGAAUCGUCGGCAACCCACAUGACGGAGGCACCGGCCUACUCCAAGAAGAUCGUGGUGGUUGGUGAUGGUGGUUGCGGCAAGACAUGUCUGUUGAUUAGCUACAGCCAAGGCUAUUUCCCUGAGAAAUACGUGCCCACCGUCUUCGAGAACUACAUCACCUAUCCGACCCACCAGCCCAGUGGUAAGACCGUCGAGCUUGCAUUAUGGGACACAGCUGGACAAGAAGAGUACGACAGACUCCGACCAUUAUCGUACCCCGAGACCGAUCUCAUCUUCGUCUGCUUUGCUAUUGACUGCCCCAACUCGCUUGACAACGUCUUAGACAAGUGGUAUCCUGAGGUCCUCCACUUCUGUCCUUACACACCUCUUAUCCUCGUCGGCCUCAAAUCAGAUCUACGAAGCAACAAGGCUUGUGUCAACCUGCUGAAUGCUCAAGGUCUUACACCCGUUACUACCGAGCAAGGCGCGGGCAUUGCCGAGAAGAUGGGUGCACAGUAUAUGGAGUGCAGCAGCAAGGAGAUGACUGGUGUUGAUGAGAUCUUCGACCGAGCGAUCCAGACGGUGGUAGCCAACGACCGACGUAACCUCGAGGUUGCUAUGGCUGCCGCCCCCACCUCGAUGCCCGGUCCUACCUCCUCUGGCGGUAAACACAGCAGCGAUAAGAUCCCCGGUCUCCGCGCUUUUAAGAAGAAGAAGCGGAACUGUAACUUCCUGUGAAUGUCCCUACCGAGGCUCCAGUCCUGGAACUGUAUGGCUUACGAGAGCCAACCUCCUACGGAGAUAUCGAGAUGGAUGGAUGAGAGAGAAACAAACUUACUAAUGACCUCUUACAUGACAACAUUUUCCUUUCUCGACGACUACACUUUUUCUUGCUCUACUCUCACGACCUCGGACAGGGAAGGUUGGGAUUCACCGUUUUGUUGCUUUUCUCCCAAAAAGAGAGAUAUCUUGCAUUUCAAGACGUUGAUGUGCGUGGCGUUCCCGCGAGUCCCUUUUUUUUCUCUCUUGCAACCUUCGUAUAAGGGUCUAAUGAUUAGGAUCAUGGAAGGGCACUUGGUGUUUGUCCAUCUAUUUUGUUUUUUUGCCUCGGACCUGGCUCACACCUGGCUUGGCUCGGCUCGGCUUGGCUCUACCUCGCCCGCCCACACCACCUCACGAUAGCUAAUGGUUACGCAAAGUUGUUUUUAUUUCUCGGACGAAAGAUAAUGAAGAACACGCUUGCUCCCGUUUCGCCUGGAAAAUUACCGCCGCCGAUGAGAAGAAAGAGAUGAGACGACCUUGGAAUGGUUUACUGGAAACAAGUGAAGAAGUGAAGUUACGUGUACCAAUCAUGCGUCUGUUUACGAAAGGGAGGAUCUUGUCCCUCCUCCUUUUGCUGUACGAAUUCUAGUUUCUGCUCUUGGCACUGCUUGCCCCGUUAUCCUUCAUGGCAUGGGAUAGGAAAUUCAGAAAUUCAUGACACU